GGCGAUGUCGCUUCGUGCACUAUGGUAACCAUAACAACUCGUGUUUCAAAGAAGACCGAAGCUCAGGCUGUUUUUGAAGGGAAAUUCCAAAUGCAAGGAAGACAAACGCUUAUUUGAUGCCUGUCGCAGGAUGUCUGUGCCAUAGAGUGUAGUCGAGAAAGACACACGACACCAUCGAUUGCAGCAAUGACGGAGAACUUUAAACAGUUAACCAAGAGAUUGCAGGAGACUGUUUGCACUAGUCGUCAGGAUUCCUCACUUCUAGUUAGAGAAAAUGAUGGAGAUGAGUUGCAAGCUGUACCUGCUGUAACAAAGAUUUGCAACAUUCUCAGUUUUCAUCUAGCUAUUCCCAUAGAUAGGAAGAAGAAAAGCCAUUCAGAGGAGUGUGUCUUUUCUCCCAUUGAGGACUGUAUAGAAAGAAGAAAUACUAUCAACCUUGGCAAUUUUUCAUUACCCUGUCCCUUGCCAACCUCAAGUGAAGCUGAUAACCUGUCAUCCUCCGUUCGAGCUUCAGCUAUGUCUUCCGCCGCCGAUCAACCCGAAAGCGGAGCAGAAGAUGAGAGUCAGGAUGAGGGACAGGAAACAUCACUACGUCAAGAUGCCUACGUGAAGCAGUAUCUAGCUGAGCACGAGAGCCAAGUCGGUUUAUGGGAGCAAAUGACUUCGUUCCGUCGGGAAUACAUGGAUAUGCGCAACCAGGUGGAAAGCAUCUUGACUCGCUUGCACAUGGAUUUUUCCAACAUGACACGCGACGCUUCGUGUAAUUUUGUUUUACUACUUUCUCAAAUGGGAUGCCCUUCGUGUUCGACUGGGGCUGGACUUGAGGCGUGUUCCGAACGGCUCAAAAAUCUGGAAAAUGAACUUGAGAGAGCGCGCAGCGAAAGCUCUUCCUUGUCAAACAGAGUGGAAUCAGCAUUGGAAAUUAAAAACCAAGUUGAAGACAAACUGAAUGACCGAGAAAAUGUUAUACAGUCGUUGACGGAGACAAUCGAUCAGCUGCAAAGCCACUGCCAUCAGCUAGAAGAAAAUUCAAGCGACGGGCCUCAGUGGGAGGAGCUGAUUGUCAAGCUAGAGGGUGCUCUUCGAUCGAUUGGUCGCCUGGUUGUCGACGACUCGGAUCUGUACAGUCCUGACUACGAGGUCCAACUAGAUAGUGAAGAAGCUACUUCAACUAAUUGGACAAACCUGCCUCUUUUGGCAGAGAGUACUCUAACUGCGGUGCGUGCUGCGCUGUCGCGACGUCGAAGUGAAGUCCAGCAGUUACAAAGUGCAGUUAACGAGUUUCAACAAAAGAUGGCACAGACGGACCAAGGUAAAGGCGACUUCGAGAAUCGUGAAAAAGCUUAUCAGAAAGAGUUAAAAGACUUGCGAGCCCAACUAUCAGAGCUGAACCACGAAAAACAAUUACAAAGCGAGAGCGCACUAAAAGCCGAACGGCUAAAGAAAGAUAUUGAAUUGGAACUAGAAGAAAAGGACAAAACCCUACGCAAGCUAAGAGAUGAACUUCACCGAGAAAAAACAAAUCGCCAGCUUAUGGAAGAGACGCUCGAAGAUUUGAAGGCAGAAGAAGCUCACCAGAAAAGCACUCACACGGAGUUGCUGACUGAAAUUCAGCAGUUAUCGUGCGACAACCAAAUGUGUCGUACCAACAUUACAACGUUCGAAGAACGCUUAAAUCGCCUUCGCAAGGAGAUGGACCAAAUGCGUGAAGAGCGAACUCGAUUGACUGUAGCGCUUGACUUUUCAAAAGAUGAGAGAAAUCUUCUUAUCAAACAAUUGAAAGAAUUUGAAGAAAAAGCAGGAAGCUUGAAAGACCAAUCAAGAAGUAUUCAGAUGGAUAAAAUGUCAGUGGAAGAUUCACUUUGCCGUUUGCAGGUUCUCAAAUCUCUCGACGAAGCCCAGAUACAAAAGUUGAAUGCGGAUAUUGAACAAAUAAGGAAAGAAAGCUCCGAUUUUUUAAGAGAACGAGAGGAAUUAAAUGAAGAAGUGUCAGCCCUGAAACAUGAAUUGGUCAAAGCCGAAGAAUUGCGGACGCGGCUCGAAUCAUUCAACACCUCUUUGGAACAUUCACUGAACGUUGCAAACAUCGAUAACGUGGAAACGAAAGAGCAAAUAGAUACUCUGAUACAGAUAAAUGAGCAACUGACAGAAAAACAGACGUCCAUGGAACAACGCUAUGCCGAAAUUGAAACUGGCAAUAAUCAUUUAAUGGAAGAAAUUGGGAAGCUAACGCGAGAGUUUACUUUAUCGAAGGAACGGGAACAAUCGUGGAAAGAGGAAGUCGAUCGACUUCGCUUAAAAAUUAGCAGUCUGGAAGAAGAAACCCGUUCUGUCCAUCAGCAGCUACUAGGAGCUCAGAAUGUCAACCACUUGACUCAAGUAUCGCUAAUAGCAACUCAAACUAAUUACGAAGAGCUUCAAAUCGAACUCGAACGCGUCACGAAAGAAAUGCAGACGAUCGGAGCUGAGAAAGAAAGUUUGUUAUUGGAGUUGCAACAAUUAAACGAGUCAACCAAUCUUGCCGUGACCCAACUUCAGGAAGAGAAUAAAAAUCUUUCUCGGGACAUAAAUGACUUGGACAAACAGUUGCAUGAUGUUGCAAACGAAAAGACUGUUCUAAUGCAUGGUGUGGAGAAAGAAAGGCAAGAGAAAAAAGCUACACUACAAAACAAGCUUGCGGAAGUGCAACAAGAACACAAGCGUCAUAUCGAAUUAGUACAAUCCCAGCAUAGCAAAACAGUUCAAGAAAUGCAAAAGGACAUGGCUCAGCAGCUAGCAAAACUUCAAGAGCAACUGAACAAGCGUGAGAGUGAAAAACAGCAACAACUAACCCAAGCUCAGAGUGAAAGAAAAAGCCUCCAGGAAAAGCUGAGCGCUUGCGCAGCAGAGUUAGAAGCUGAACGAAAAGAACUGGCACGUGUACGCCGUGAAGAGGCCGAGCUUCAGGCCCAACAUAACCAGUCUAUGGACAACUUCCGUGCGGAGAUUUCACGCCUGCAUGGAGAGCUCCGCGCGGCAGGGGAAAGCCGUACAAAAGAGAUGCAGACGGCAGAGCAAAUUCUGGCUGUGACAAACGAGAAUUUGAAGCGAUCGGAGGAAGAUUUUGGCACCGCAAAGACAGAACUUACCGCAACAAACCGACAGCUGAAGGAAGCGCAGAGGCAAUUGGAAGCGCUUCAGAUUCAACUUAGCAAAAUGGAAUCGCAAAGAGACGAUGCGCGCAAGGAAGGCAUUCACAGAGGAAGCAUAUUGGAUGAGUUGCAGAACGAGCGUUCCGAAUUGCGCAACUCGAUAGUUGGGUUUCAAACAUCGAUCAAGCGACUUGAGUCAGAACGGGAAGAUAUUGUCAAGUGCUUAGAGGAAGCACGCAAGAGGAUUGCAGUACUUGAAGAAAAUCGAGGUGUCCUUGAGCGCGAAAUUCACCAUCUGCGUACUUUAGUAAAAGAUGCGGACCAGCAAGUAGCUCGACUGACCGAGGACUUGAAUAUCAACCAACAAAAGCUAGAACGCUCACAAGAUGUUCAGAACCGCUGGAAAGAAAGAAGCGAAGCUUUGGUUGAACAGUUACAAGCCGAACAGAAUCGUACUAUUUUGGCGGAACAAGCCGUUACCAAGUAUAUGAACAAAGUUCAAGCUAUAAAAAUGCACUACCAGCAGAUGGAGCAACAGUAUACUCAGAAACUUCAACAAUCGGGUACACAGCAUUCGUUACACCAGCAAAGAUUAGACGAGAUGGAUGUGACGGUCCAGAAGACAAUUGGCCGGUCAAAACGCCUUGAAGAGGAGCGCCAUAACUUUCAUAGUCGCCUUAUCGAAGCCGACAAGGAAGUUGGAAUCCUCAAGACUCGCUUGCGCGAAGCAGAUUCACAAGCUCAAAAUUUGACGGAUCAAAUGCAUCGUUUGGAGCUUGAAAAACGAGAGCUGAAUAGCCGUUUUGGAGUUCUAUAUUCAACGUUGAAGCGUUUCAUCCGAACUCUCGAAGACACCCACCAAGGCAAUAUCAGCAAUAAAUCUCAAGAUGCAAUCGGAACCGGUGUAAGAUUUCUGCAGCCACUGUCUACGACAAUGGAAUCAGACAUUUCAAUAAUGAGAGAGACAAGCAGCGCCGAUCCGGACGCCAUUCAGGUCGUACUUCAAGAUUUGAUGCGUCACAUAUUGCAGUUGCAGGCUCGACGAGCGGCCGAAAUGACUCCAAGUCGUGACGAGCCUACCAGGUUAGAGGUAUCAUCUCGUGAGCGUCAACGCCAAUUACUGUCACGUCAUCUUCGCGACACAGAAGGCAACGCAGCCGGUUUACGUGAACAGUUACAUGCUUCACUGAAUACCGUGGCAUCACACACGUCUUUGGGUCCACAAACACUUCAUCGCGAAUCUACCCGUUUAGACGGGCUGGUUUCAAGUGUUCGUCGUUUUGAUAGCUCACCCAUCAGGCCCGAUGGACAAGCCCAUUGAUCUCUCGUUCACAUUCUCCUUUGUCAGGGCCCAUAUAGUCAGAUUUUAAAAAAGAGAUUAUCCCGACAGAAAUAGUCUCUUUGAACUGGUUUUCUUGAGUCGUUUAAGUUUAUUAUCACUCAUGUAGCCUCUACUUAAUUCUCUGUCCGUGAGCCAUAAUUGCCCGAUUGUCCAAACUUGCCAUAACCUCUUUUAAGAGAGAUUUUUGAGGAACUUGCAAAAUCGCGUGUCAAUUUCACCUAUCUUUACUGAGCGCAUUAACUUUUGUGAUAUAAUUUCAAACGCGGACGUUUUUUUCGAGGGGGGGAAGAGCGGAGGGUCAAGUUAAUAUUCAACUAGCUGUAGGGUGGGGGGGGGGAGGAAUGGGAUGCGUCCAGUUGCCCAAACACAUCCUGUAAAGAAAUUAGCCUACGCCACGUACGUAUCACUCCCGAAAUAACUUCACGUGAGCCUUUUUUUUUCUCUCCAUUUGAUUGACGAAAAUUGUUUGAAACGCACGAAAUGUUUUGUGGUUUUAUUCCUGGUUUGUAUGGAAAUUUUUCUCUAUGAAAGGCUUAGAUGAGAAUACUCAAAUAGUAGGGUACUGUCGUGUUUGUCCGUGUUUUGUAGUAGCACUGUAUGGUAUUUAGACUAUGGCCAAAAGAGCAAUAUAUGCAAAAAAUGUAUGCUCGAA
Molecule: messenger RNA, 5125 nt
Organism: Daphnia carinata
Lineage: Eukaryota; Metazoa; Arthropoda; Branchiopoda; Diplostraca; Daphniidae
Product: paramyosin-like
Exons: 22
Coding region: 187-4452 (1421 amino acids)
Source: RefSeq, a predicted model, not a curated record